Penicillium vulpinum is the source of this 1650-nucleotide messenger RNA. RefSeq names its product alpha-amylase. The transcript has 2 exons. Lineage: Eukaryota; Fungi; Ascomycota; Eurotiomycetes; Eurotiales; Aspergillaceae. The coding region runs from base 1 to 1650 and encodes 549 amino acids. Gene Ontology annotation, molecular function: alpha-amylase activity; calcium ion binding. Gene Ontology annotation, biological process: carbohydrate catabolic process. The record is from RefSeq and is a predicted model, not a curated record.
AUGAUGUCACGUACCAUUCGCCCUUUGGCAGGGCUCAUGUUGAUCAGCGGGCUCAUCGCCUCGGCAUCGGCCGCAACUACAGAGGAAUGGAAACUCAGGUCCAUAUACCAGACGAUGACGGAUCGUUUCGCUCGUACAGAUGGAUCCAUGACAGCACCAUGCAAUACCACGGAGGGUCUUUAUUGCGGAGGAACAUGGCGAGGAACCAUUGACAAACUCGACUACAUUCAAGGAAUGGGAUUCGAUGCGGUGAUGAUCUCUCCCAUCAUGGAGAAUAUCGAGGGUCGAGUCGAGUAUGGCGAAGCCUACCACGGCUACUGGCCCUUGAACUUCAACAAACUCAACCCCCAUUUUGGAACACAUCAAGACUUGCUCGACUUGAGUGCCGCUCUCCAUGCCCGAGGCAUGUACUUUAUGAUGGAUACCGUCAUCAACAACAUGGCCUGGAUCACAAAUGGCAGCAAUCCCGCCACACACAUCGACUACUCGGCCCUUGAACCCUUUAAUAACGCUGACUAUUACCAUCCUUACUGCAAGAUCAUAGACUGGAAUAACAUGACGGACGCGCAGAGAUGUCAGACAGGAGAUCUUAUCGUGCCGCUGCCAGAUCUUUACACGGAGCACGAAGAAGUCCAACAGAUGUUAAUCAAAUGGGCGAAAGACGCCAUCAAGACAUAUUCUAUUGACGGGCUCCGGAUUGAUGCCGCCAAGCACGUCAACCCAGAUUUCCUGCAUAACUUUGCUGUGGGUCUGGACAACAUUUUCAUGACAGGAGAAGUUCUUGAAGGGGCUGUCAGCAUCAUGGAAGAUUACCAGACCAACUACAUCGCCAGUUUGCCAAACUAUCCCAUCUAUUUCGAAAUCCUAGAUGCUUUCACCAAAGGCAAAACCUCCGAGUUGGCAAAAGCAGUGGAGAACAUGAGAAUCGCGAUCCCAGAUGUCAAUGCUAUGGCCUCUUUCUCUGAAAAUCACGACAAGGCUCGAAUUGCUAGUUAUUCCAGCGAUAUUGCGACGGCCAAGAACGUUCUCGUGUUUACUAUGCUGUUUGACGGAAUCCCGAUGAUCUACCAAGGCCAAGAGCAACAUCUGGCCGGAGAUGGGGUACCUCAUAACCGAGAAGCCAUCUGGCUCACCAAAUACGACACCGAUGCGGAGCUUUACAAGCUCAUCGCAAAGCUGAAUCGUCUCCGGAAACACGCAUCCUUGUUGGGCUCAGACUACUUCGACGACUCAACUCACCCGAUCUUCCAAGGCGGCAGUGAGCUUGCUUUCACAAAGGGUGUCCAGGGUCGACAAGUGAUCAUGGUGUUGUCCACUCAACACUCGACCAGCAAACCCUACAGCAUUGACAUGGCAGUCAGCUAUAAUGCUGGCGUGCCCGUGACGGAUGUGCUGGCCUGUAAGAACUAUACUGUCGAUAGCGAGGGCACGCUUCGCGUCCCUAUGGACAAGGGAGAACCCCGUGUGUUCUUCCCCACGCGCUACAUGGAAGGUAGCGGUCUUUGUGGUUACAGUGAGACGAACGUCACCCUCGCGAUGUUGAAGACUCAGAGUGGUUCGACCUCUGGUGCAAUCCAAGUUACCAAUGGUACCGGUCUAGCUACUCUCCUGCUAGCAAUGGUGACCAGCAUAUUUGUGACGUUCCUUUGA